AUGUCCACUCAGCAGUCAACCGUGACCAAUCAGGAUCCUUGGUAUUCCAGCAAGGAUACCACAUACGAUCGAGAACGUGAAUGGACUUUCACCAAAUUUCCCAAAAGAGCCUAUCAAAUUGGGACUUUCGAUCCGGAUGGUCCUAAGAUUUCGACAGACGAAACUACAUUUGACAAACCUGAUAACUCGGCUGUCAAGAAAAUAGGGUUGUCUACUACUGGACUGUACCCCUCUUCACGUAAUUUGGGAGUCGAUGAAGUCAGAAUUCCAGGUAUUGUGAAGGAAUGGACUGAAGCUCGAGAAUUCUUCAAGAAACGUCUUGAGACCGAUCCCAACUUACUCACCCAGUUGCAAGACGCUUCUGAGAGUGAUUCCAGACUGUACCGGGUCAUUACCGAUAUGACUGGCUAUAAGAAUGGAAAGUAUUUUGGGGCAUCUCCGGGUCGGCUCGAAUUCAUUCAUCAUUAUUACUUGUUUGAUUAUGAGAAGGAUAUUGACACUGAGAAGAACGAAUAA
This is a messenger RNA of Kwoniella mangroviensis CBS 8507, 516 nucleotides long. RefSeq lists its product as uncharacterized. The record is from RefSeq and is a predicted model, not a curated record. The transcript has a single exon. Bases 1 to 516 code for a protein of 171 amino acids. Lineage: Eukaryota; Fungi; Basidiomycota; Tremellomycetes; Tremellales; Cryptococcaceae.